This is a messenger RNA of Sander lucioperca (pikeperch), 3007 nucleotides long. Its product is annotated as AN1-type zinc finger protein 3-like. Lineage: Eukaryota; Metazoa; Chordata; Actinopteri; Perciformes; Percidae. The transcript has 6 exons. The coding region runs from base 318 to 1064 and encodes 248 amino acids. Gene Ontology annotation, molecular function: DNA binding; zinc ion binding. The record is from RefSeq and is a predicted model, not a curated record.
UUGACACACCUCCCCUCUCUGGCAGUGGUUUGCUCCUCACUCCAGCUGAUCGGCCCAGGAUUCCCCGGUGACUCUGCCUGUCGUUAGCUUUGACGGCUCCAAUGUUUCAACGUCGAUUUAAACUGCUUUAAUUUUACGGAGUCAGUGGCCGCUCGUGUCGGCAAAUCGUUCCUCGUCCAGUGAAACUCUGAGGGAUAAUCUGGACGGGUUAUUGACUCUGUACUUGUCAAAGACAGGGGAUCUGAACGCAAAUACGAGGCCCUCACUCCAUCCCCGGAUUCACCUGCUACGCGAAGAGCCUCACACGGAAGACCGACAUGGGGGACACGGGCAGCGAGGGCAGCAAGCCUCCGAGUAACGUUAACGUUGUGCCCCCGCGCUGCCCAUGUGGUUUCUGGGGGUCUAGCAAAACUAUGAAUCUCUGCUCAAAAUGUUUUGCAGACAUUCAGAAGAAACAGACAGACAAUGAUUGUGCCCCAAAGGCCUCCUCAAGCUCCAGCAGCAGCAGCAGCAGCCAAGCAGACAUCUUCUGUAAUGAAACAAACGGCAGCAUUAGUCACUCACUGAUGUCGAUGCCUAACACAUCAGAAGACCCUUCGCCAGGAGAGACGGGAGUGCCAUCCCUCUCUGCUCAGGACGUAUCCAGCACAGACACGGCCUUCAGUUCACUCUCCACUCCCACAAAACGCUCCUUUGAGUCAGCCUCAGAGUCAGAAAGCGAUGUUUCCCCCGAAAAGCGAGCAAGAGUGGGUGAUGUACCAGAGGGUGAGGAGUCUUCAUCGUCGUCUUUGUCUGCAUCACCAUCAUCCUCGUCUCGCAGCGGCUCUAAACAGCGGAGCCGCAAACGUUGCCAUCGCUGCCAAACCAAACUGGAGCUGGUUCAGCAAGAGCUUGGUUCCUGUCGCUGUGGUUAUGUCUUCUGCAUGCUCCAUCGGCUCCCAGAGCAACAUGAGUGUCUGUUUGACCACCUGGGCCGUGGUCGCCAGGAGGCUGUCCUAAAGAUGGUCAAGCUCGACCGCAAGGUGGGCCGCUCAUGCCAGCGCAUCGGAGAAGAGUGCUCCUGAGCGGCUGUUCCCUCCGAAGAAUCUCGGCUUUCAGACGGUGUCUUAGCACCAACAGGGAUCCGAUUUUUUUAUUUUGUUCUCUUUUUUUUUUUUUUCAAGAUUUUUUGCAGGUUUUUUGGAUACAAACCUCCAUCCUUUUUCUUUUAAAUUAUGCUCGCUCUUUUAAAUCCCACUGUUACCCAUAUCCUGGUUGUUUUCAGCUUCUGUUGGCUUGAUCAUAUCCCUGCUGCUAAGAUGCCUUUUGGAAAAUCCACACCCAGAAAUGACAGAACAAUAAAGAGCAAAGGAAAUAUACAAUUUCUUCACUUUUUUGCAAGCUCCUGACUACACAAGUGUGAGCAGAGUAAGAACGAAUAAAAGGAUGGCGAGAAGAAAUACAAUGCUUUAUACAAAUGUUUAUCCCGGAAGCCAGUCUAAGACUAUACCCUUUACCUCAAAAAAGAAAGACGAGGAGGAGAAAAGGAUGCUUAUCCUUUGUGUACACUUCUGCUUUGGCGCUGUUUAUAGACUGUGCUCUUUACCUCAAAAUCAGACAGAGCUCCUUUGUACACUGCGCCAAGCAUGGAUUUUGUGACGCAAAACGAGCAAGCCAGUCUCAGUUUAAGUCAGUGUCUCUAACCCCUCUGGCCGUCCACUACCCCUAAUCCUUUAGAAACACCUGUUAAUCAUCCACCUCAGGUUAUCAGGAUAUCAAAAUACAAUCUUCACCCCUCCCCUCAUCAACUUGCAUCCUUCUUUUUCCCUGUACAGGACCCCUUUUUACUCUUUUGUUUGUUUUAAGAUUGAGGUGGCCAUUGUGGACGAUGAAACUGGGGUGAUCCUGUAAGUCCAAAUUCAGAACUUGCAGUGUAAGCCGGACUCGAACACAUUAUGCUGGUGGGAGCGAGCUGGUUGUCCAUGGACAGGCCCUGGAUCUCACACAGAUCUGUCUUCAACGUUGGGAUGUGAUUGAUCGAGACUUAAUUAGUCGCAGAUUUUCGCUGUCUUCCUCUCUUCAUCCCCUUAUUCCCUCUCCACACAUCUGUUUUUAGCAACAUGUGGCUUAUGUGUGCUGGAUUCGUCCAAACUUCAGGAAGACGAUAUUUACAGGACAUGACGUACAUCAAAGUGUGUGUAUGAUUUGUGACUGGACCUGAAACGUCUGUAAAAGUCUAGAGAUUUGUGGGCAAUGCAAAUAAACAUACUCUCUCUCACACCUUUAUGUUGUUAUAUGUGCUCAGCUGUUCACCUUGAGCACAAGCAGGCAAGAUCAACCGUUGCUGUACAACUUGAGUUUGGACUGAAGCUGAGAUGGCAGUGUCACUCAGAGGUUCCUGCUUAAGAUGAAUGAUGGUUGUUAUAAUUCAGGUUUCUCAUACUGUUUUAGACCUUCAUUUCAAAUCUCCACAUCUUAAAGGUACUUUGAUAAGACUAUUCUUUGGUUUUCAGUACUUUAAUGUCCUUUGUUUUCAUUUCCAGCUUGCACGAUGAGCUCACAUGCAUUCUCCUCCUUCCAUUCUCCUGCCUUUCAUUUUCCUUUUCUCAUCUUUCCCCUUAUUGAUUGCUCUAUUUUUCCUUAUUUCAACCUCUCUGCCUCUCCCCCCCCCUCCUCCUUUCUUGCUGUAGAGAAGAGAGGUGGUGGCUGGGGUGAGCAGAGUGCUGAAAGUUAAAAUCAGCAAAUAAUUACUUUCCUGGUAUAAUGUUUUCCUGGUGGACUAUAGAAGGAAUGAACAGAAAUGCAUAAUGAAUGAAUAUUCUGUAUCUUAAAAAAAAAACCUUAUUUAACCCCUUUUUGCUUCUCACUUACACUUUAGUGUAGAGCUGCUUUUUUUGGUUGUAAUGUGGUUAUAAAAUGGGAAGAUAAACGUGGAAAAUUCUAUAUUUUUGUUUCCAUUGUUUUACUUUAUGAUUCCCCGUUCCAACGUUUUCUUUUACUGAGAAAGAAUAAACUGGAUAAGAAUAAG